UCCGGUCCGCAUGUAAACGCCACUGCGUGACUUUUAAACGUAGCCAAGAGACAGAAACUUCAUUAAUCCGUGUACAUUUACCACAAAAUACUCACUUGAACAAGUGACAGUCGUUCGUAAUCAUGAAGCUGCUCACGCACAACAUGUUGACAUCUCACGUGAAGGGAGUGACUAAAGGAUACCCGCUUCUCAUCAAGGCCACUGAGGUGAAGGUGAAUGAGGUGGACUUCAACCCUCAGUUUGUCAGCCGGAUGAUCCCCAAACUGGAGUGGAGUGCUCUCGUCCAGGCUGCAGAGGAGUUGGGACAACGGCAGGACCUGCCGGGUGAGCUGCUGCCAGAAUACGAGAACAACGAAGAGUUCCUGAAAAAAGUGCACAGAGUGCUGUUAGAGGUGGAGGUGAUAGAGGGCUGCCUGCAGUGCCCCGAAUCCGGACGGGAGUUCCCGAUCUCCAGAGGAAUCCCCAACAUGCUGCUGAACGAGGACGAGGUGUAGACAGCAGCUCCACGGUUCUCAAACACAUCCUCACAUCAAACUCAGAUGGGAUUGUGGGUACUCGGACAGAGAGAGGAGAGAGGUUUGACUUGAGUUGGUGUCAUGAGAAAACUGGCCACACGGUUUGGUUUGAUUGUUGUUCUGACAGUUAAGAGGCCGAUGCUGCCAAUGGACAGAAAAGAUUUAAAGAACAACAGAUGGAAAUGUUCCCCGAGAGACAUCCCCAGUGGUUUUAUCUGUAUUUAUUUUUGUAACUGUUUGGGUUCUUUCUUUUUUUUUUUCAAUAAAACUGUCCGACUUUCGAAGACA
Messenger RNA from Plectropomus leopardus (leopard coralgrouper), 803 nucleotides. RefSeq names its product tRNA methyltransferase activator subunit 11-2 (gene trmt112). NCBI's taxonomy places the organism in Eukaryota, Metazoa, Chordata, Actinopteri, Perciformes, Serranidae. The record is from RefSeq and is a predicted model, not a curated record. Gene Ontology annotation, biological process: rRNA (guanine-N7)-methylation; peptidyl-glutamine methylation; tRNA methylation. Gene Ontology annotation, molecular function: protein heterodimerization activity.